Molecule: messenger RNA, 4859 nt
Organism: Thalassophryne amazonica
Lineage: Eukaryota; Metazoa; Chordata; Actinopteri; Batrachoidiformes; Batrachoididae
Gene: top2a
Product: DNA topoisomerase II alpha
Exons: 35
Coding region: 75-4859 (1594 amino acids)
Biological process (GO): sister chromatid segregation; resolution of meiotic recombination intermediates; DNA topological change
Cellular component (GO): nucleus
Molecular function (GO): DNA binding; ATP binding; DNA topoisomerase type II (double strand cut, ATP-hydrolyzing) activity
Source: RefSeq, a predicted model, not a curated record
CGAUUCUUAGACGUUAAGUUGGCGAGUUGGUUACAAACUCAAGUCCUUGAUAGUUAUUAAUAAAUACAACAAAAAUGGCGGAACCGCUGAAGAACUUCUUUGAGAAUAAAAUGCUGGAGAAGACGAAGAAGGAUCCAAAGCGACUGUCUGUGGAGAGGAUCUAUCAGAAGAAGACACAGCUGGAGCACAUCUUGCUCCGGCCGGACACCUACAUCGGCUCCGUGGAGCCUGUCACCCAACAAAUGUGGGUGUAUGAUGAAGAUGUUGGAAUGAACUGCCGUGAUGUCACCUUUGUGCCAGGGCUUUACAAGAUCUUUGAUGAGAUCCUUGUGAAUGCAGCAGACAACAAACAGAGAGAUAAGAACAUGUCCUGCAUCAAAGUCACCAUUGAUGUUGAAAACAACACCAUCAGUAUCUGGAAUAAUGGGAAGGGUAUUCCUGUUGUGGAGCACAAGGUGGAGAAGGUCUACGUGCCAGCUCUCAUCUUUGGACAGCUCCUCACCUCCAGUAACUAUGACGAUGAUGAGAAGAAAGUCACCGGUGGACGUAAUGGGUAUGGUGCAAAGCUUUGCAAUAUCUUCAGUACAAAGUUCACCGUAGAAACCGCCUGCAGAGACUCGAAAAAGAUCUUCAAACAGACCUGGUAUGACAACAUGGCCAGAACAGGAGAUGCCGUCAUCAAACGCUUUGACGGAGAUGAAUACACCUGCAUCACUUUCCAGCCUGACCUGAGCAAAUUCAAGAUGAGUGUCCUGGACAAAGACACUGUGGCUUUGAUGACGAGGAGGGCCUAUGACAUCGCCGGGUCCACAAAGGGUGUCCGUGUUUUCUUCAACAGCAAGAGGCUGCCCGUUACGGAUUUCCGUAGUUACGUGGAUCUGUAUGUGAACGACAAAGUGAAUGAACAGGGUGAUAAAAUCACUGUGGUCCAUGAGGUUGUCAACGAGCGCUGGGAGGUCUGCCUCGGUAUGAGUGAGAAAGGAUUCCAGCAGGUCAGCUUUGUCAACGGUAUCGCCACGACCAAGGGAGGAAGACAUAUUGACUACGUGGCUGACCAGGUGGCUAGCAAGUUGAUUGAAGUGGUGAAGAAGAAGAACAAAGCCGGGGUGGCUGUCAAGCCUUUCCAGGUGAAGAACCACAUGUGGCUGUUUGUCAGUUGCCUGAUUGAGAACCCCACUUUUGACUCUCAGACCAAAGAGAACAUGACAUUGCAGCACAAGAACUUCGGGUCUUCUUGUGUUCUCAGCGACAAGUUCUUUAAACAGGCCAGCACCUGUGGUAUUGUGGAAAGCAUCAUGAACUGGGUAAAGUUUAAGGCUAUGUCGCAGCUUAACAAGAAAUGCUCAGCUGUCAAACACACAAAAAUCAAAGGAGUACCCAAGCUCGAUGAUGCCAAUGAUGCAGGUGGGAAGAAUUCCGAUGGGUGCACGCUGAUUCUUACCGAGGGAGACUCAGCCAAGACCCUGGCUGUGUCUGGGCUGGGCGUGGUCGGCAGGGACCGCUAUGGCGUCUUUCCUCUCAGGGGAAAAAUGCUCAAUGUUCGGGAGGCUACAUACAAACAGAUUAUGGAGAACGCAGAAAUUAACAACAUCAUUAAGAUCCUGGGUCUCCAGUACAAGAAAAACUACAGUGACCCAGAAUCCCUCAAGAGUCUGCGUUAUGGCAAGAUCAUGAUUAUGACAGAUCAGGAUCAAGAUGGCUCCCAUAUUAAGGGCUUGUUGAUCAACUUUAUCCAUCAUAACUGGCCGUCGCUGCUGCGUCAUAACUUCCUGGAAGAGUUCAUCACCCCGAUCAUCAAGGCAUCUUACAAGAAAAAUCAGCUGUCAUUCUACAGUAUUCCUGAAUUUGAUGCAUGGAAGGAAAGCCAGCCAAAUCACAAAUCUUGGAAAAUCAAAUACUACAAAGGUUUGGGAACCAGCACAUCACAAGAAGCAAAGGAGUAUUUCUCUGAUAUGCAGAGACACCGUAUUCCAUUCAAGUACUCUGGACCUGAAGACGAUGAAGCAAUCACCCUAGCCUUUAGCAAGAAGAAGAUUGAAGAGCGAAAAGAGUGGCUGACCGCCUUCAUGAUUAACAGGCGGCAGCGUAGGGAGCACAACCUGCCUGAAGACUACCUAUAUGGCCAGGCCACCAAGUCUCUCUCCUACAAUGACUUUGUGAAUAAGGAGCUGGUACUUUUCUCCAACUCUGACAAUGAGCGGUCCAUCCCCUGUCUGGUAGAUGGUUUGAAACCAGGCCAGAGGAAGGUCCUGUUCUGUUGCUUCAAGAGGAACGAUAAGCGGGAAGUGAAGGUGGCUCAACUAGCUGGCUCAGUGGCUGAAAUGUCGGCCUACCACCAUGGAGAGAUGUCCCUGAUGAUGACCAUCAUUGGUUUGGCCCAGAACUUUGUGGGAAGCAACAACUUGAACUUGUUGCAGCCUCUGGGUCAGUUUGGAACCAGGUUGCAUGGUGGCAAAGACUCUGCCAGCCCUCGAUACAUUUUCACCAUGCUCAGCCCUCUGGCCCGUCUCAUUUUCCCAAGUGAUGAUGACAAUUUGCUCAAGUACAACUAUGAUGAUAAUCAGCGUGUUGAGCCUGAGUGGUACAUGCCCAUCAUCCCCACUGUGCUGGUAAACGGCGCAGAGGGCAUCGGCACGGGCUGGGCCAGCAAAAUCCCCAACUACGACGUACGAGAGAUCGUCACCAACCUCCAUCGUAUGCUCAAUGGGGAGGAGCCGCUGCCCAUGCUUCCAAGCUUCAAAGGCUUCAAGGGGACAAUUGAACAGGUGUUGGCAAACCAGUACAUCAACAGUGGAGAAGUGGCCAUUAUCGAUUCCACCACCAUUGAGAUCUCUGAAUUGCCUAUCAAAACAUGGACACAGACCUACAAGGAGAAUGUGCUUGAGCCAAUGCUGAACGGCACAGAGAAGGUCCCUUCUCUCAUCACAGAUUACAAGGAAUACCACACCGACACAACUGUGCGCUUCCUGGUCAAGAUGACUCCAGAGAAGCUGAGAGAGGCUGAGGCUGCUGGACUCCAUAAAGUCUUCAAACUUCAGAAUCCCCUCACGUGCAACUCUAUGGUUCUUUUUGACCAUGUGGGCAGCUUGAAGAAGUAUGAGUUGGUGGAGGACAUUCUGAAGGACUUCUUUGAGUUGAGGAUGAAGUACUAUGUGCUGAGAAAGGACUGGCUGACUGGCAUGUUGGGGGCAGAGAGUUGCAAGCUCACCAACCAGGCCCGUUUCAUUCUGGAGAAAAUCCAGGGCACCCUAGUCAUUGAGAACAAGCCAAAGAAGGAACUGAUCAGCAUGCUGCAGGAGAUGGGCUAUGAUUCUGAUCCAGUGAAAGCUUGGAAACAAGCUCAAGAAAAGAAUGAGGAAGAAGAUGAGGAUGAAGUGGAGGAAGGCAAGGAGAAAGAGGACCAGGAUGGGCCAGACUACAACUACCUGCUGAGCAUGCCCAUGUGGUUUUUGACCAAAGAGAAGAAAGAAGAGCUGUGCAAACAGAGGGAUGCUAAGCUGACAGAACUGAACACCCUCAAGGAGAAGGUUCCAUCGGACCUGUGGAGGGAAGACCUUGUUGCUUUUACAGAGGAGCUGGAGUGUGUGGAGGCAAAAGAAAAGGAAAACGCAGCCAUGCCAGUUGCAAAGGGGAAAAGAAAAGGGGUAAAGGUGAAGCAGGAGACUCUGCCCACACCGCAAGGUCUCCGUGUCAUCCCGCGCAUAACCAGCGCUAUGAAGGCUGAAGCUAACCGCAAGGCCGAUCUGAAGAAAGGCGAAGGCAGGAGAGGCAGAAAGGUCAAGAGUGAAGAAGUUGUGGUGAAGAUAAGCUUUGAAGGAGACGAAGAGAAUAUAGAGCCAAAGGAGGAGAUGGGGCUAGCUGCACGAGUCGACAAGAAAACUAAAUCGCAGUCCAAGGACAAAGCUGCAUCAAAAUCAAAGACGGGCAAGCAGACCACACUCCAGUUCAAGCCUGUCACAAAGAAACCCAAGAAGAACCUGUGGUUGGGCGAUGAGUCCGGCCAUCUGUCAGAUGAGAAUGUGGAGAUGGAGGAAGUGGUUGUCCCCAGGGAGAAGGUUGAACGUAAAACAAAAGCUACGGUGAAAUACAGUUUGUCUGAUAGCGAAGAUGAGUUUGACGACUGGACGAAAAAGAGCACCUCAAAAACAAAAGGUGAUAUCAGUGAUGAUGAUGCCAGUUUCAACCCUGAGUGCUCCAGCGAUGUAGACUCUCCAGCUCCACCUCCUAAAGCUAAAGGGCCCACGAAGAAAGUGCCAAAGGCCAAAACGUCAGUGAGACAAACUGGAAGCAAGUCGAGCUCUCAGUCAGAUGAUCAGGCGCCGACGUCCAAACCUCCGGUUCAGCGUAAACCAAAAGAGGCAGCGCUCAAGAAAGCUACCACUGCCAAGAAGACUGCCCCCAAGAAGAAGGCCGCAGAUGCGAAGCAGCCCUCCAUCAUGGACUCUUUGUCCAAAUCUAAACCCUCGCUUACAACUACCAGCAAGAAAAUUCCUUCGUUUGACUCCAGCGACUCGGAUGUUGAAGCUGAAGCUCCAGCAGCAAAGGUGAAACCACCUCCCAAGCAGAAACAAGCCGCAGUCAGCGAUGAAGUUGAAGCUCCAGCAGCAAAAGUGAAACCAGCUCUCAAGCGGAAACAAGUCGCAGUCAGCGACGACUCUGACAGCAGCUCAGAUGACCUCAUGUCCCGCCUCAAAGUCAGAAAGCCCACCGUCAGCAAGAAAACUAAGAGAUGGGAUGAGGAGGACGACAGCUUCCAGGUUUUAGAUCAGGAAGCUCCUGAAGCAGUGGCUCCACCACGGGACAAACCUUCACGUGCCAGGAAACCCAUAACCUACAACUUCGAUUCUGACUCGGAUUAA